Messenger RNA from Babesia bigemina, 774 nucleotides. RefSeq lists its product as hypothetical. The annotation marks the transcript as partial. The transcript has a single exon. The record is from RefSeq and is a predicted model, not a curated record. Lineage: Eukaryota; Apicomplexa; Aconoidasida; Piroplasmida; Babesiidae.
AGUUAUGGUGAGUUGAAAGUCUACUACUUAUUUACCCCUAGUCACUCAGCAUUGAAGAAGGGCCACUCCGAUGGUAGUCUGGGCAGUCUCGUAUGCUUAUCAAGGGAAGCCGUCGUAUGCGGUCCUUAUCUCCGUCCCAUCAGUCAAUCCAUCUACGAGACGUUCUCGUCAAAACACGCCGAUAAGUACUUGUCGUGGAUAGUUUACCUGACGGCGACGUUCUACGAUCUGCUUAAGAAAUUGUAUGAUGAGUGCAAUUCCAAAUGCGGUGCCAGGGGAUCGAAUUGCCACGUAAAAGCGUGCAUCAAGGGGUGUCCAACUACAACCAUAGCGCAAGAUCCGCCACGAUAUCACGAUGCCAAAUGCAAAUCCAUUGUAAAGUGCAAUGCUACGCUGCCGACAUUGGCGAAGUACGGCUUCGUUCUCGGCGAUCCAGAGAGGCUGAACGGGGAUAGACCAUCGCAUACAAAACGCACGUGCAGAGAUUUCUGUAAUGUAUUUGCGGAGGCAUUUGAGAAGGACUCACAUCUUGUGAAGUUUUUCAAAGCCAUUGAUAAUUUCAUGUUCGCCAUCCGCGCACCCUUCCUGUGGAUGACCGUGGCACUCUGGUCACUGUCCCUCUUCUACCUCAUCUGCGUAAUGGUUGGCAGACUGGAUGUGCUCCACAUACGCUCACACCUGAGGAUACCGUCGUCGCACAAGAUAACGCCGCAGUCAUUGUUGGCUGCAGCGCAAGUCGGAAGGCUUGCCAAGAUAUCGUAUCUACAACCGUAA